CUCCCCCCCCUUUUUUCCCCUCUCUGUCCCCAAACCCCUGACAGACUGAGAAGGAUCUUCAGCAUCCCUGGAGAGUUACAUACGCAGUGAGAAGAUGACUCUGGCAGCCUACAAAGAGAAGGUCAAAGAGCUCCCCCUGGUGUCUCUGUUUUGCUCCUGCCUGAACCCACAGACUGUGGAAAAACCGACAUACAAGGCAGAAGAUGCGGUGGACCUGGGCUGGUGCGUCAUCAAGGACGUGGAGGUGAUUGAGCUGAAUAAGCGGGCAUCUGGCCAGGCUUUCGAGGUCAUCCUCAAGCCCCCAUCUUUUGAUGGCGUGCCAGAGCUCAACACCUCCAUGCCGCAGCGCCGCGACCCGUCCCUGGAGGAGAUCCAGAAGAAGCUGGAGGCUGCCGAGGAGAGGCGAAAGUGCCAGGAGGCCGAGAUGCUGAAGCACCUGGCGGAGAAGAGGGAGCAUGAGCGUGAGGUGAUCCAGAAGGCCUUUGAGGAGAACAACAACUUCAUCAAGCACGCCAAGGAGAAGCUGGAGCAGAAGAUGGAGGCCAACAAGGAGAACAGGGAGGCUCUGCUGGCCGCAAUGCUGGAGAGGCUGCAGGAGAAGGACAAACACGCGGAGGAAGUGAGGAAGAACAAGGAACUGAAGGAGGAAGCCUGCCGGUAG
Molecule: messenger RNA, 661 nt
Organism: Scomber scombrus (Atlantic mackerel)
Lineage: Eukaryota; Metazoa; Chordata; Actinopteri; Scombriformes; Scombridae
Gene: stmn4
Product: stathmin-like 4
Exons: 5
Coding region: 95-661 (188 amino acids)
Biological process (GO): regulation of microtubule polymerization or depolymerization; neuron projection development; microtubule depolymerization
Cellular component (GO): cytoplasm; neuron projection
Molecular function (GO): tubulin binding
Source: RefSeq, a predicted model, not a curated record